GAAAGGAGGGCGUCUAAAAGACGGGCAGAAUUUUGCUUUUCAGACCCUCGAAGCGUGCAGUGCAUCAUUAUUAUUUUUUAUGAUUUGUUGGGCUCUGAAUCUAUUAUACUGCCUUGGCCAGAAUCUGCAGCGAGGAGCUUCAGGUGCCCUACAAAUCUACGGGUAUGUAAUAGAAACCCUAGGUUCAUUUUUUAAAAUUUUGGCUUUGCUGGGUCCUUGCUCUUCUUAGUUCCAAGAUACAAUGCAAGGGUUUCUAGGGAUGGUUGAUCAGGGUGGUUGCAAAAUCUUCUGGUUUUUGGUCUAGGGCUUGUCUUGUUGCGCGGAGUUGGGUUAAUCAGCAAGGCUGGGAAAUUUUUUUUUUUAUGUUUGUUUUUAGGCUUUGGCUUUUUUAUUCUUUUUGGGUUUUUUUGUCCUUUAUUUUGACCUAUUGAGUGUCGAGGCUCAAGUCUCAGGUGCAAGGCCUUCUUUGCUAGCCGCCCAAGCUCGAAACUGGGGGAUCUAAUCGCUAAGUGUAGUCAUAGGAGUGCUGCCAAGGGUAAGAGCUCAAUAGUCUGCAGGAAAAGUGGGUUUGCUUUACUGGGCGUUGCGUUUAAAGUUUAGAGGGCCAAUAAUGAAUGUGAUUGGGAAGACUGGAGCUUGGAGAAGGAGAGAAGUCUGUAGUGCUUUGCUUCUGUGUUGUCUGGGUUGGGUCAUUUUUGGGACAGUGCGGUCGUUGUCUGGGGAUGGCGAGGCACUGAUUGAGUUCAAGAAGUCUGUCACAGGGGACCCAUUUGGGGUUUUCUCGAAUUGGAAUGAGAAUGAUGAGAAUCCUUGCUCGUGGAAUGGGGUGAGUUGUGAUUCUAUUUCUGGACGUGUUGUCGGUCUUAGUAUCAGGGGACAGUCUGGCUGUGCAUCAGUGGGGUUUGGGAAGGGUAACGGUUCUGUGUUUGCACCCUGUUUGCUGUUUCGUGCAAUGGCGACAUCUGCAGCUGAUCUGUCACAAGGUUGUUAUGUUCGGGAGUUUGUUCCAGAAUCAUAUUCUGUGGGAAAUUUUUCAUUGAGUAAUGGCGUUUGCCUCCAGAAUGGUACCGCGGUGGUCAAUUCUUUGGAUGGAUACAGUGGUCAGGAUCGCAUUGCCUGCAAGCUUACUGGUAUUCUCUCACAUUUCAUUGGGAACCUUACAGAAUUGAGGGUUUUGUCUUUGCCUUACAAUGCCUUUUCUGGAGAUAUUCCUAGAGAGAUUGGGAAAUUGAUUUUUUUAGAAAUACUUGACCUUCAAGGGAACAACUUCACUGGCCCACUGUCACCAGAGUUGGGAAAAUUGAGAUUCCUACGUGUUCUGAAUCUUGGUUACAAUAUGCUUGUUCACAGCGUGCCAGACGAACUUUUUGCAUGUCGCAAACUAGAAACUCUUGAUUUGACUGGCAAUUCAUUAAAUGGUUCUGCCCCUAAAUUUCUUGGAAGCUUGCCUAAGCUUAAAGUGCUUUCAUUGUCUUUCAAUCAAUUCUCUGGGCCAAUUCCAACAGAGCUAGCAGACAGCUGUAUGUCCCUGGAGUACCUCCAUCUUUCGGGAAAUUUGUUGACAGAUGAGAUACCUGCACAAUUGGGGAAUUGCAGUCAGUUGAGGUCUCUGUUAUUGUUCUCAAACUUUCUAGAGGGAAGCAUCCCGGCAGAUAUUGGUAGGCUUCCUAUGCUACAAAUUUUGGAUGUUUCAAGAAACAGCUUCAGUGGAAUGAUUCCAGAGGCGCUAGCCAAUUGUCAGCAGCUAUCUGUGCUUAUACUUUCAAAUGUGCUAAACUAUGCCCUGAGGAACUACACUGAUGUGGACCCAUCAAGUGAAUUUUCUAAUAGUGAUAAAGAUGAGUAUAAUUACUUUCAAGGGGAACUUCCAGCCAGCAUUUUCAGGCUUCCACAGCUUCAGAUUCUAUGGGCUCCAAGAACAACAUUAAAUGGUCCCUUGCCUGAAAAUUGGGGUGAAUGUAGCAACUUGCAAAUCCUCAAUUUAGGUCAAAACUUCCUCACAGGUAAGGUUCCUGCAGGUUUGGGGCAAUGCAAGAAAUUACUUUUCCUUGAUUUGAGCUCUAGUCGUCUUACAGGUGAGAUUCCCCCAGAACUUCCUGUUUCCUGCAUGAGUUAUUUCAAUGUCAGUGGAAACAAGUUAACAGGGGUUUUACCAACUUUCCUGAACAAGGAUUGUCCUAAACAGUCUCUAUUCCCAAUCAAACAAUACCAAGAAGUGCUAUCAAAUGUUUCACAGGCUCAAUUGGAUCCUCUAUCUGUGUAUUCAGCUCUUUUUCAUUGUGGUGCAUGUGCCAGCAGCUCCCUUCCUUAUCUCAUAUCUGAAGGCUUCCCAGUGUUCCAUGAUUUCAGUACGAACAAUUUAACAGGCACCAUUCCUCUCCCUCUGAUGGGUGACCAACUGCUGGAAGAACAGCCCUCUUAUGGGCUUCUUUUGAACAACAACCAGUUUGCAGGGAACAUUUCCAAAUCAUUUUUUUCUUCAUGCUCAAGGUUAACUGCCUUCGCACUGAAUAUCAGUGUUAACCAAAUUUCUGGUGAAAUUUCUCCACAGUUGUUUUUAGAUUGCAAAUCUUUAAAACAAUUAGAGGCAUCAGUCAAUAAGAUUACUGGACCAAUACCACCAACGCUUGGGAACUUGGUGUCUUUGAGAUAUCUUGACUUGAACAAGAAUGUUUUGCAGGGAAGCAUGCCCAGUCAGUUUGGACAGUUGAAGGAUUUGCAAUAUCUUCGGCUGGCAGAUAACAAUCUCACGGGAGCAAUCCCCAGAGAGAUAGGUAAAAUAUCUUCGAUAAUUGUGAUAGAACUUUCAUCAAAUUCUUUAAGAGGAGAAAUUCCAGCGGAUUUAACAAAGUUGAAACAGUUAAGGAGCCUUCUUCUUGACAGGAAUAAUCUUUCGGGGCGGGUUCCUGAUGGUUUUGCAGACCUAACAGCUUUAACUGUAUUCAAUGUGUCAUUCAACAAAUUAUCUGGCCCAUUACCACAGAUUGGGAACAAAGUGAGUUGUGAUAGCUUUGCAGGAAACCAUUUUGUACCACCAUGUCGCACCUCGUCAUCACAGCAGCGUGAUUCAUCUAGUAUACCUCUUACAUAUGCAGCACCUCCAUCAGGAAACCCAGGACACAAUCAUGACCAGUUCAAUUCUAUUGAGAUUGCAGCCAUCACUUCAGGUUCUGUUAUAGUUUUUGUACUUCUAGUUCUUGUUAUUCUGUUCCAGUAUACAAGGUGGCGGAUACCUCGUACCCCUGGUUAUCGAUCUGGCAGAAAGGAGGUUAUCACAUUCGCAAAUAUUGGUGUUCAACUAACCUAUGAAAGUGUAGUUAGAGCUACAGGAAAUUUUAAUGCAGCAAACUUUAUUGGCAAUGGUGGUUUUGGGGCAACAUAUAAGGCGGAGCUUGUUCAAGGAUUGUUAGUGGCAGUUAAAAGGCUUUCCAUAGGCCGUUUCCAAGGCACACAGCAGUUUGAUGCAGAGAUUAGAACUCUUGGACGAGUGCGCCAUCCAAACCUUGUUACAUUAAUAGGCUACCAUGCCAGUGAGUCAGAAAUGUUUCUUGUGUAUAAUUAUUUGCCUGGAGGUAACUUAGAAAAAUUUCUUAAUGAGAGAUCUAAAAGAAGGGCAGAUUGGUCUAUGCUUCACAAAAUUGCUUUGGACAUUGCUAAGGCUCUUACUUAUCUACAUGAUGAAUGUGUGCCACGUGUGUUGCAUCGGGAUAUCAAACCCAGCAAUAUUCUUCUUGACAAUAAUUUUACUGCUUAUCUUUCUGACUUUGGUCUUGCGAGGCUUCUAGGGACCUCAGAAACUCAUGCAACAACUGAUGUAGCAGGCACAUUUGGGUAUGUUGCUCCAGAAUAUGCGAUGACUUGUCGUGUCUCAGAUAAAGCUGAUGUGUAUAGCUAUGGGGUUGUGCUUCUGGAGUUGCUUUCUGAUAAGAAAGCUCUCGAUCCAUCAUUUUCUAGCUAUGGUAAUGGAUUCAAUAUUGUUGCUUGGGCAUGUAUGCUGCUUCGACAAGGACAAGCCAAAGAGCUUUUUACUGCAGGUUUAUGGGAUGGAGCACCUCACGAUGAUUUAGUAGAUACACUGCAUCUUGCUGUAAUGUGUACCGUGGAUUCACUUUCAGUUAGGCCUACAAUGAAGCAAGUUUUGCAGCGAUUGAAACAAUCACAACCGCCUCCUGUUUGCUAACAAAGCAAUACAUUUUGUAAUUGUAGAGUCAAGGUUACCAUUCCAACACCAAGUUCAUUUGAAAUUAUAAAUUUUCUCAGAUCAGUUUCUGAGUUGUAUUUCUUAGGGAAUGGACAGAAAGUCCUUGUACAAAUAUUAAAACCCUCAUUUUCCAUCAUUUGCAUUGCAGUAUUUUUUCCACAUUAACUGAUCUUUGAUUCUGAAUUGAGUCUGCUGAAGAAUGUGGAGGAAUUUUCUCUUCUAUUCUGUCAGAAUGCAUCGGAAGGUUUUUGUUGACAAAUUACAUGUUCUCUGAACAAAUAAAAAUGCCUCGUCCUUGUAGAGGCAAAGUUUUGGAUUA
Molecule: messenger RNA, 4520 nt
Organism: Cryptomeria japonica (Japanese cedar)
Lineage: Eukaryota; Viridiplantae; Streptophyta; Pinopsida; Cupressales; Cupressaceae
Product: LRR receptor-like serine/threonine-protein kinase RPK2
Exons: 1
Coding region: 611-4180 (1189 amino acids)
Biological process (GO): protein phosphorylation
Molecular function (GO): protein binding; ATP binding; protein kinase activity
Source: RefSeq, a predicted model, not a curated record